Molecule: messenger RNA, 1488 nt
Organism: Zingiber officinale
Lineage: Eukaryota; Viridiplantae; Streptophyta; Magnoliopsida; Zingiberales; Zingiberaceae
Product: UDP-glycosyltransferase 83A1-like
Exons: 3
Coding region: 1-1488 (495 amino acids)
Molecular function (GO): UDP-glycosyltransferase activity
Source: RefSeq, a predicted model, not a curated record
AUGGAAGAUUCCUCAGAUGAUGACUAUGCGCCUUCAAGACUAUACAUAUUCCCUUACUUGACAGUUUCUAACAUUCGACAUUCUUUGCCACCUUAUGAUUACGGAGAUUAUGAGAGAAUGGGCUUACCACACGUUCUCGCUGUGCCAUACCCUGCUCAAGGCCAUGUCAUUCCCAUCAUGGAGGUCUGCCACUGCUUGGUGGAUCAGGGCUUCAAGGUCACCUUCGUCAAUACCGAGUUCAACCACAAGCGUCUGCUCGCCGCGUUGUCCGAGGAGAGCACUAUGGAGCAUAUCGUUCUGGUCUCGGUCCCUGACGGAUUGGGGCCGGGGGAUGACCGGAACGAUCUCGGGAGUCUCACGGAAUCAUUAAUGAAGGUGAUGCCGCGGUGCUUGGAGGAACUAAUCGAGAAGAGCAACGAAACAGAGGAUCCGAUGACUUGCAUGUUGGUGGAUGAAACCAUGGGAUGGGCUCUCGAGGUUGGCCGGAAGAAAGGUCUCCGGUCAGCCGCGUACUGGCCAGGCUGCGCCCAGAUGCUGGCCACUAAGCUGAGCAUUCCGGAGUUGGUUUCGAGAGGUGUCAUCGACGGCUAUGGCAAACUAAUCUCAGAACAUGAGCCGUUCCAGCUCGGUCCCGGCAUGCCAUUCAUCGACGAGCCCCAUUUGAUAUGGAAUCUAAUUGGAGAUGGGUCAGAUGGCAGAACCAAAGAAAUAGUGUUUAACAACAUCGUCCACAACAACAGGUUCAUCGACGUCGCUGAGUUCAUCCUCUGCAACUCCUUCAAAGAGAUCGAAGAGCCAACCUUCCGCUACAAUCCAAAGAUUCUUCCCAUCGGGCCGUUGUUCACCGGCCUCCGGCCGAGCCGCGCCGUGGGGCACUUCUGGCCGGAGGACGCGGCCUGCUUGUCGUGGCUGGACGAGCAGCAGCCGGGUUCCGUCGUCUACGUGGCCUUCGGGAGCUUCACCAUCUUCGACCGCCUCCAGUUCCAGGAGUUCGCGCUUGGGCUGGAGGCGACUGGCCGACCGUUCUUGUGGGUGGUGCGGUCCGACCUCACCGACAGCUCUGCCGAUGUUUAUCCGGAUGGAUUCAAAGAGCGUGUCGGAGACAGAGGGAGGAUUGUGGCUUGGGCACCGCAACAGAAGGUGCUGGCUCACCCUUCCGUCGCUUGCUUCGUGUCUCACUGCGGUUGGAACUCCAUCAUGGAAGGAGUCAAGAACGGGAAGCUCUUCCUUUGCUGGCCAUAUUUUGGAGACCACUUCCUGGACCAAAUCUAUAUUUGUGACGAUUGGAAGGUGGGUCUGCGCUUGACGCCUGACGAGAGUGGGAUCGUUAAGCGGGAACAGGUGAAAUCCAAGGUAGAAGAGUUGCUUUCGAACGAGGAGAUGAGAACAAGGGCAUCGAUGUUGAAGGAGAACGCCCGGCAGAACACUAACGAAGGAGGCGCUUCGCUGGAGAAUCUUAAGAUCUUUAUGAAUGCUUUCAAGGCAUAG